Messenger RNA from Grus americana (Whooping crane), 5926 nucleotides. RefSeq names its product CDK5 regulatory subunit associated protein 1 like 1 (gene CDKAL1). Bases 803 to 2551 code for a protein of 582 amino acids. Gene Ontology annotation, molecular function: tRNA (N(6)-L-threonylcarbamoyladenosine(37)-C(2))-methylthiotransferase activity; 4 iron, 4 sulfur cluster binding. The transcript is spliced from 17 exons. The record is from RefSeq and is a predicted model, not a curated record. Gene Ontology annotation, cellular component: endoplasmic reticulum. Lineage: Eukaryota; Metazoa; Chordata; Aves; Gruiformes; Gruidae. Gene Ontology annotation, biological process: tRNA methylthiolation.
UCUUACUUCUGAGGGCGGCGAGGGCAGGGAGCCCGCAGCUGUUUUCAACCGCCGCCGUCCGAAAAGACGACCCGGGACGACCUCCCUCAUGGCUUCGGGCCCCGCGGCCGGCAGCGCGACAGCCGCCCCGCCCCGGCCCGUUACAGCUUCCAGGGGAUGAAGGCAGGGCCGCGCCCCACUGCCCUCCAUUUUUUCCCAGAGCGGAGGAAGCGACGCCGCGCCCCGUUUCUCCUCCUCCCUUUCCCGCUGAGGGCCGGGGCGGCCCGGAGCAGCGGCCGCGUCAGAAGCCCUAGCGGCCACCGCCCCCACCUCCCGAUAGGCCUCAGCUCUGCUCUUCCCCACACGUACGGCAGUCUACCGGCGAAAGGAGCGGGAGUACCGGCCCGGCUGUCAAAUACUCCGACGUUCUCGCAGUGAGACGCGUAGGCCCCGACUGCUGGCGGGCGCGGUGCCAUCUCGGCUCUCCCGCCCCGCCCCACCGGGCGGCGCAAGCGCACUCUCUCUCGCGAAACUGCAUCUCAGAGGUCGGCGGACUCUUUUGGUUGCUGCCGGCCGCCGUCGCGGCGCAGCUGCGUGCGCGGGGAUUGAGGCGGGGUGUGGUGGCCGUGAUGGCGGAGCCCAGCUGAAGUCGUGGUGCGCCUGGCGGAGCCUGAGGAUAAAAGCCCUGGGCUUUACCAGAGACACCUGUUGGUAAACAGAGGAAAGAGCAGUCCUCUUCCACCUGGAUGGAAGUUUUCUCUGUGGAAAGAAGCACUCUCUUGGUUUAUUAUCCAAGAAGAAUUAGACCUUGCUUAAUAAGAAGAUGCCUGCUGCCUGUGAUUCAGUGCUUGAAGAUAUUGAAGAUAUUGUGUCAGCAGAAGAUUUGAAACCACAUGAUCGGCAGUUUGUAAGAAAGAAUGUUUUUCCAAAAGUGCGGAAACGCAAUUCACAAAAAAAUAUUCAGGCAGAUGAUGAUCCUCCAAGUGACAGCAUUAUUCCUGGUGCUCAGAAAAUCUGGAUUCGUACGUGGGGAUGUUCUCACAAUAAUUCAGAUGGUGAAUAUAUGGCUGGACAGCUGGCUGCAUAUGGAUACAAAAUUACAGACAACUCUGCUGAAGCAGAUUUAUGGUUGCUGAACAGUUGUACAGUAAAAAAUCCUGCUGAGGACCACUUCAGAAACUCAAUCAAGAAAGCCCAAGAAGGGAAGAAGAAAGUGGUUCUAGCAGGCUGUGUGCCGCAAGCGCAACCCCGUCAGGACUACCUGAAAGGUUUGAGUAUUAUAGGGGUUCAGCAGAUAGAUCGUGUAGUAGAAGUUGUGGAGGAAACUAUUAAAGGUCAUUCUGUGAGACUGCUGGGUCAGAAAAAGGAUAAUGGAAAACGUUUGGGGGGAGCACGACUGGAUUUGCCAAAGAUUAGGAAGAAUCCGCUGAUAGAAAUAAUUUCCAUCAACACAGGGUGUCUCAAUGCAUGUACCUACUGCAAAACUAAGCAUGCCAGAGGAGAUCUAGCAAGUUAUCCAAUUGAAGAACUAGUGAACAGAGCCAAACAGUCUUUUCAAGAGGGUGUUUGUGAGAUAUGGCUGACCAGUGAAGACACAGGGGCUUAUGGCAGAGAUAUUGGCACAGACCUCCCUACGCUUCUGUGGAAGCUGGUUGAAGCUAUUCCUGAGGGAGCUAUGCUGAGGCUUGGCAUGACAAACCCUCCCUAUAUAUUAGAGCAUCUGGAGGAAAUGGCAAAGAUUCUCAAUCAUCCAAGAGUAUAUGCUUUUCUGCACAUACCGGUCCAGUCAGCCUCUGACAGUGUGCUCAUGGACAUGAAAAGAGAAUACUGCGUGGCAGACUUCAAACAAGUAGUGGAUUUCCUUAAAGAAAAAGUGCCUGGAAUAACAAUUGCUACAGACAUCAUCUGUGGUUUUCCUGGAGAGACAGAUGAAGAUUUUCAAGAAACAAUGAAACUUGUAGAACAGUACAGGUUUCCGAGCUUGUUUAUUAAUCAAUUUUACCCACGCCCAGGAACCCCAGCUGCAAAAAUGCAUCAAGUUCCACCUGCAGUGAAAAAACAGAGAACAAAGGAUCUGUCCCAGCUGUUUCAUUCAUACAAUCCAUAUGAUCAUAAGGUUGGUGAGAGGCAGAGGGUUCUGGUAACAGAAGAAUCCUUUGAUUCCAAUUACUAUGUUGCUCACAAUCCUUUCUAUGAGCAGGUUCUUGUGCCAAAGGAUCCUCUGUUAAUGGGUAAGAUGGUAGAAGUGAAUAUUUAUGAAGCUGGGAAACAUUUUAUGAAGGGACAACCAGUGUCAGAUGCCAGAGUUUACACUGCAUCCAUCACCAGACCGUUAGCAAAAGGAGAAGUUUCUGGUUUAACAGAGGAGUUCAGACACGCACCACAGAAUGGCACAAACUGGAAAGCGCAGCCUUCUGCUGAGAUGCCAGUGAAAACACCGCUCGGCUGGUGGAUGGCUUUGCCGCUCCCAUGGCAACAAGAAGGAGGUGGACUGAAGAUACUGUCUGUCAGCCUGGCUCUACUGGCGGUUCUUGUUAUGUUUUACUAUGGAGGAAUGAAAACAGAACUGUGAACUGAAAGAGGCUUUUAUGAAAACAAUAAAACUGCUGUUUAAAAUCUUCAAAGGAAACACUUUUACCAACAAUUUUUUUUUUAAAAGAAGCUAAUAUAAAUUUGGAAAUAAUUUGUACUCGCCCUAUGCCUUUCCUGUCAUUCAUAGGAGAGAAUGUUAAUAAGCUCUAGGGAGACCUAUCUUGCCAAAAUUUGAGAUCCUUGGUUGGCAGAACAGUUUGUUGCAUCUUUUGUCUUCUUUUUUCUAAAAGGAUGCAAUGUUUGUAUUGCUUAUUCUUUUCAUAACUGCUGUAGCAGGUAAAAUUGCAUGCAGGAAACUCAUUAAAUUUAUAAGAAAUCUUUCCAUUGAGUGAUGUUGAUAAUCUUUUAUGGGCAGAAUAUUUAAAGCUUUCUUAAAGAUUUUGCUUAAUGCAGUGGGAUGGUUUGAUGCGUGUCUUUUUACAUUAGAAUCAAACACUGCUGGGCCAUUAAAGUUUGUCAUUUCUUCCUAUUGAUUUUACUGUCAUGUCAAAGAAUUUUUGGCCUGCCAUCUUGCCUCUCAGAACGUCACAAUGAGUUUCUAGGCUUUGUUAAUACAACAAGAACUAUUUUUUACAUGGAAAUAGUUUUAAAAGUUUUUUUAUCAUUGAAUGGGAAGAUGGCGUUCUGGUAGUAGAGUUCUGUUAAAAGAUGGAUUUAAUGGUCUCUAUAGAUUUUGUAUGAUGCUCAGAGAACUAAAUGUGAAUCUCGUGUUAGCUGUACAUCGGGUCAUGUUGUGUAUAAGACAAUAUUGCUUUGUUACUGAGGAGGUUACAUUUGGCACAUCGCAAAUUUCUAAUUACUUUCUUCAAGCCAUUUUUGUCAUGACAGGAUCCCCAUGCAUCUGGAGAUUGUGGUGGUCAAUCAGCUACUGGACUCUGCCCAGUUCUGCCAGCAGCAGACUGCAUGAUAUUGUUCGUUCGUGCCUUGCCACCUUUCUGGCUCUUCAUCCAAACUUCCACUUGCAAAGUCUGUUUAAAAUCUGAAGAACUGGAACUGUUGGGCUUUUUUUAGUAUGUUUGUGUCAUACCUAGCACAGACAGAGCUGAGCUGCCUACAUGGCUGUUGUGGCUUAACCCCGAUAGGCAGCCAGGUUAACACAAGCCACUCGCUUACUUCAUCCCCCUCCGUGGGACGGGGGAGAGAAUUGGAAGGGUAAAAGUGAGAAAAUUCAUGGGUUGAGAUGAAGACAGUUUAAUAGGUAAAGCAAAAGCCGUGCACGCAAGCAAAGCAGAACAAGGAAAUCAUUCACUACUUCCCCUGAGCAGGCAGGUCUUCAGCCAUCCCCAGGAAGGCAGGGCUCCAUCAAGCAUCACGGUGACUUGAGAAGACAAAUGCCAUCACUCCAAAUAUCCCCCCCUUUCUUCUUCUUCCUCCAGCUUUACACGCUGAUGCCAUAUGGUAUGGAAUAUCCCUUUGGCCAGUUGGGGUCAGCUGUCCCGGCUGUGCCCCCUCCCAACUCCUUGUGCACCCCCAGCCCACUCGCUGGUGGGGUGGUGUGAGAAGCAGCACAGGCCUUGGCUCUGUGUGAGCACUGCUCAGCAGUAACGAAAACAUCCCUGUGUUAUCAACACUGUUUUCAGCACAAACCCAAACCAUAGCUCUGUACCAGCUACUAUGGAGUAAAUUAACUCUGUCCCAGCCAAAACCAGCAGAGUGGCUAUACAGUGCAGAUGAAAAAUCCCCUAGGAAGGAUGCUUGGUACUUUAUAAACCAAGGAUUCCUAGUAGUCACAGACAAUUUAUCCCAGUUCCACAGUGAUGCUUUCAGUGCAAAUGUAACUGUUUUCAGGAAAUCAGGUGUGUAAGGAUUGAAUAUUAUAUUUCUUACUGCAACUACUGAAGGUCAUGAGCCAAAACUCGAAAUUUGUGAGAUUUAAAAAAACCCCAUGUUCUUGAUUUGCUUCUGCUUGUUUUUUUGAGGCUUUACUUUACGACGAGGAAUACAUAAAUCAGUAAUGUACAUUUUUAACAAAUCUGAAAUAUUCAAAAAAAAUCCCACUCAACACUGGGAGCUCAAAUUUUCAGGAAUACCACAUAUCACAAGAUUCGCAGGAAAACUAUGAGUUGACAAAAUCAUUAUAUCUGAGCCAAAUUUUUGCAUUUGAUGGGAAUAAACUAUGCAGAUAUGUUCUAUGCCUCUAGCACACUCUCUGUCAGCCACUCUAGCUUGUCUAAUCAUAGCAAUUACAGACUCAUUGCAUCAGCUGUUACAGAGAUUUACAAAGCUUGUGAUUUAGAUUCUGUGCAUCGCUGGCUUUAAUGGGACCAGCUUAUUUUCUUAGAAAUAAUACAAUAUACAGAAAGAAAGUGAAGAAGACUUUAUAAAUUACAUUGCCCACAGAUGCAGUGUGUUCUUAAACUGAGCUUUAACCUGAUAAGCAAAAAGUAUCUAAUUUCCUUUUGAUACCAAGGAAGCUUCAACCAUUUUUCUUAAGUGUCUGUGGUAGCUCUGUGUUCUUUUUGGCUGUUUUCAGUGGGGAAUCUUGCAAACCACAAGACUUGAAUAGCAAAAACAUCUUAAAUCUCUUCUGAACAACGUUAAGUGCACACUUUUGUAUCCUGCUUUUGCAUGGUUUUGGGUGCUGGAGGACUUUGUCAUUUAAUCUUUUCAUUGUAGCUUUCCAUUAAUGGUAUAUUUGUUUAGAAAAAGAAUAUAAAAUAAAAAAUGUGGUCUAUGUAAUGCUUGUUGUAUGAAGCAGGAGAGAGAAAGGAGGAGAAGAUACCUUUUGAGGAGAGUUCGUCCACCUCUAUCACAUCAUUGCCUGCACAUCUCUGAACAUCUGACAGCUUCUGUUAAUUUAGUUUCACUCCCCAGUUCAGCUUCCCAUAUGGAAAGCUGGAGUGAUUUUUGAAUAACAGCAAGUAAUAUCUGAAGUGGCAGCAACUGGCAACUCUGACAUUGAGUUUGGCUGUGGCCAUUACCCAGAAUCCUUCCGCUCUUCUUGAGAAGCAAUUACAAUUUCACAGGUUGGAAUUAAAAUUCCCUGCGGUAUGCAAUAGAGUAACUGAAACUGUCAAAGUGAUUUCAAGCUGCUAAUCUCUCGCUGCUCGAAGAGUGAAAAUAGAGCCCCUCUUACCCAGGCACAGAUCUGACAACUUAAAAACUCCAGCCUUCCACUACAUUUAAAUACAUAUGGAGAGUGGCUUGAUCUGCUCACAGAGGAUAUCUGUAAAGAUGUUAUGUCUAUGAACAUUUGUGUGUUAUUAACAAGUCUGUCUUUUUUAACUUUAAGAUGUGUGUAACUUCAGGGACUAAGACAAAUAUAAAAGAAGUUUUAUGCAAGACAUCUGAGAAUUUGGAGGAAUGAGUAGGCAUGUGCCUGUUAGUGUGAGGCUUAUUAAAAUCUUUAUUUAUG